Molecule: messenger RNA, 1641 nt
Organism: Penicillium verhagenii
Lineage: Eukaryota; Fungi; Ascomycota; Eurotiomycetes; Eurotiales; Aspergillaceae
Exons: 1
Coding region: 1-1641 (546 amino acids)
Source: RefSeq, a predicted model, not a curated record
AUGUCUCACCAUGGAUAUCGCCAUUCCCGGAUCAGCAGGAUCAUCAAUUCAAAGCAUCGACAUGAGGAUGGCGAAGAGGAUUUGGUGGACGACUUAAACCCCAUUUCGUACGACUUAGAUGAAGCGCAAGCGCCUCUGGCCCCUGAAGAUGCCAUCUUGACUGAACCAUGCGCACAGUUGCUCAAUAAAGCUUGCUCGGAAGAUGCGACUGGUCUUUCGGAAGAUUUGCUGGUGAAACGACAAGCUGAAUCCUCCGCAACUGCGGCUGCGGUGGAGACGUCAGUGCAAGUGGUGGAGAGUAUUUCUCAAACUGUAUGGCCAUCAACCGGAGUAGAUUUUACAAUGACUGCAUCCGUUACAGCUUCCAUUGAAGUGGUGAUCUCUGCAACUGAUUCAUUACUGGCGACUUCAACGGACUCUGCAAUUGCGUCGGUAACCUCACUUACUACUCAGUCCACGUCCACGUCCACGUCCACGUCCACUACAUCGUCGACUACAUCGGCCACAAGCAAGCAGCGUGUACCUGUUUCUUCACCUAAGGUUUCUCCAGCUGCUAGUAAUCAGCCUCACACGUCUACUCCACUAGUCCAACCCGCCACUCCGACAACGUCGGCUACGACUAAUACCCCAGUCGUGAAUAGUAGUAGUACAACGGCUUACUACUACCCGGCUUCUGCUUCAUCGUCAUCCCAAUCAACUUCAUCUUCUGCUGCUUAUUCAACCAGUACAUGGGAUGAUUACUAUUCGAGCUCGACGCAAUCAGCAUCUUCUACUACAGAUGGGUUUGGAGGGGCCGUGCACACUGGCAUCAGUUCUGGCUCUGGGUCCAGUGAUGGAUCAGGAUCAUCAACGAACACGGGGUCAUCGGGAUCGGGUUCUUCCAUCUCUCCUACGACGUCUAAAAUUGUUGGCGGAGUUGUGGGCAGUGUGGCAGGUCUGGCUUUGAUUUUCGCUCUUCUGUUUUACAUUCUUCGCCGGCGAGGUUACUUUCAACGUUUCUUCAAGGAUAAGGGAGGCCAAGCCCUCCCAUCCAGCGAUGCCGGACCUACCGGAAGCAGGGAAAUUGCCGAGAGACCCUCCAGCAUGUUCACAACGGCAUACCUGGCACCUGCUUUCAUGAAACGCUGGCGCAAUUCAACCAUGACCACAAGGACUGACAGCACAGUGGAUUCUUGUUCUAGCGAACGCGGAUUCCAAAAGAUUUCAGGCCGCAAAAUCCCACCCGUUCUCACCCACGGAGGAGAUGGCUUUGGCGGCAGAGUAGAAGGCCACUCACCGACGAUCCCGGAUUGUUUGAUUGGCCUUUCUCCGCCCUCCAGUGCAGGACCUAGUAGUAGUGGAGCUGGAGCUUUAUCUUCUCCAACCGCAUAUGGCCCACCUCCAGCAUCUCCAUUCGGCUCACCACUUGAUACGAACUAUACACGGGAAAUAGACGAGUUUCCACGCCCGCCGCGGCCCAAAAUUCAACUUCCCGCUUCCAGUUCAGUGAACUUUGGCUCUCCCACCAUGGUCACUUCUUCCCAUCCCAUUCCCCAGCCUCAGAGUGCGGUUCCUGUACUGCGACCGGAUGCAUUAGGACGGAGUCAUCCAAGUUUUGAUGGCAGCCGCAGCAGCCGCUUCACGGAGAGUCUUGAUCUGUGA